Maylandia zebra (zebra mbuna) is the source of this 1560-nucleotide messenger RNA. NCBI's taxonomy places the organism in Eukaryota, Metazoa, Chordata, Actinopteri, Cichliformes, Cichlidae. The record is from RefSeq and is a predicted model, not a curated record.
UAACAGUUUAACAGCAUGGACUUCAGGGCAGGACUGCUGCUUUUAACGUUGUUUGUGGCAGGUGUUGAUAGUCAGACUAUAACUCAGUCUGAACCGGUGGCUAUAAGACCUGGAGAAUCCCACAGGCUGACCUGUACAGGCUCCAACAUUGACUUCAGCAGCUACUAUAUGGCCUGGGUCAGACAGGCUCCUGAGAAAGGACUGGAGUGGGUUGCCAGCAUCAGAUAUGACAGUGCUUACAUCUAUUAUUCUCAGUCAGUUCAGGGCAGGUUCACCAUCUCCAGAGACAACAGCAAAGAGCAGCUGUAUCUGCAGAUGAACAGCCUGAAGACUGAAGACUCUGCUGUUUAUUACUGUGCUCGAGAAAAUUACGGCUACUUUGACUACUGGGGAAAAGGAACAACUGUGACUGUCACAACAGCCACUUCAACUGCACCCACUGUGUUUCCUCUGGUACCAUGUGGCACUGAGAGCGGAGAUAUGAUCACUCUUGGCUGCCUUGCCACCGGUUUUAACCCUCCUGCAGUGACUUUCUCGUGGAACAAAGGCAGCACUGCCUUGACAGACUUCAUCCAGUACCCUGCAGUACAAAAAGGCGAUGUUUAUACUGGAGUCAGUCAAGUCCGAGUGAGGAAACAGGACUGGGAUACACAACAGAAUUUCCAAUGUGUUGUGAAUCACGCUGCUGGGAAUGCACAGACUCCUGUCAGACCAACACCGGUGUUUAAGCAGAAUCCAACUCUUAAAGUGUUUUCCUCCUCUUCUGAUGAGGACGGUACCUAUACUGCCUCCUGCUUUGCCAAAGAGUUUGCACCAAAGAAACAUGGCAUAAAAUGGCUGAAAAACGGAGCAGACGUCACCAGCAAAAUAGAUCUGACCGAAACAGUUUGUGACUCAAAAAAUGCAGCUGGAAAAAUACUGUACUCUGCAACAAGUUUUCUCACAGUAAAUUCCAGUGACCUGAAUGAUAAGACUACAUUUACAUGUCAGUUUACUGGAGGAGAAGAUGGAUCUUUGAAUAAAACUGUGCCUUACAAAGUAAUCCCAACAUGUCCUGAUUGUGUUACAUCUAAUGUGAAAGUAGAAAUCACUGGCCCCGCAACUGAGGACAUGCUUUUAGAUAAAAAAGGAACUCUAACAUGUCGAGUCACAGUACAAAAAGAUAAACCUCAAAUAAUGUGGGAGGAUGAGAAUAAAGAGGAGAUAGCAAGUAAACCAAUGAUUGAAGAAAAUGGGAUGACAUACUUGUCUAAACUUGACAUCACCUAUGACGAAUGGACCAGGGGGGUAAAGCGCUAUUGUGUUGUUCACCACUCAGAUUUACUCACACCUUCAAGGGAACCUUAUGAAAGGGAAUUCGAUCUUCUCAUCGGUGACUAUCUGGAGUUUCAUCACCCUGGACUAUCUGGAGACGAUAACAUAGCAAGCGUAGCCAUCGUCUUCAUCCUUCUCUUCCUCAUCACUCUGCUGUUAAUCUUUGGAACAACUGUUAUCAAGGUCAAAUAAAACAAAUGGACUGUGAAAGGACCUUUGAGUGUGGUGAAAAAAAUAUUUCUCAAA